AAUCGGUGCAUUGUUGGGUUGAUUCAAUCGCGCCCACCGCCCAUCCACCCAUCACUCAUCGUACAAGGUGGUAUGCUUAAAUAAUUCUAACCGACCGACCGACCGACAAACCAACCGAGUGGGAACCGAAAAUGCAGUCAAGGCGUUCGCUGGCGUUGCUGAAGCUUAUCCGGUCUCUGGUGAUACUGGCAAUCGUUGGCCAGUGCCGGGCGGUGGCCGUGGAAACACCCGAGCCGGCAUCUUUGCUACGACCUCGCGAUGUAAAUCCACACCCGUACCGGAACCCGUACGAAGGCAUCGCCAUCUUCGACCGGAACCUAGCGACCAACAGUGAGAAAUUCUCCCAAAAUCUUCUCAACCAAGGUCCUGUGCAGUUUCCCCGUGUACGAGAUGGAUCUACGGCGAACGAACUGCCUUACCCUUACGAGGCGCUAGCUCUGAAGGAACGGCAACAGAAGAUGGGUCGGUUUGCUGGUGCCGAUAGUCCGAUUGUGAAACCUGCCUACCAGGCAUUGGCAAAGCAUGCGGCUCGACUGCUAGGCAAAGGGUACCAGCAGGUGGAUAAUAUCGACUUCCUGAAUGAGGCAGCAACGGAUGUGAAGAAGAACUACGUGUUCUCGUACGCCGUGAAGGAUUCGGCCUCGGGCGACGAUUUCUCGCACACGCAACAGCAGCAGAUGGACGGAGCGGUUAAGGGUAGCUACAAGGUGCAGCUGCCGGAUGGUCGAAUGCAGAUCGUAAAAUACAUCGCAGACAACAACGGAUACCGGGCGGAUGUGACGUACGAGAAUGAACCGGUAGCUGCGGUACAAUCGGCGCCAGUCGUCAGUCCACCUACACCCGUUGCUUAUGGUUACUACCAGAUGCCAGCUGUGGCCGAACAGCAACAGCAACACCUUCAGCAGCAACAGCAACAGCAGCAACAACAACAGUACCUUAUCAACCAGCAACAACGGCAACUGUACUACCCAGCAACGCAGUCGCAAAUUCCGGCCCCUUUCUAUCCGGCCCAGUUGCGACCGAGUGAUGUGAAGAUCCACAGCUACAAUACGGCACCACAUGCCGGAUCCGUAAUUGCUUCCACGACCACCCAAGCUACGCCGGUGGCGGGUGGUACGUAUCUGGCCACGUUUCCGGCACCGGCCAACCUGGCCUACAUUGCGACACCAUCUUCCCAAUCGCCCAUUGCGGGCACUGUAGCGAUGCUCACGACUGGUGCACCGCUGCCGGCAUACCGUGACAUCCAUGUACCUCCACCAGCACCCGUUCAACCGAUCGGAGUGGCAUUCGCUUCGGCUGGCCGACGAACGACGGUUUAUGCCGGAGCAGGAACACGCAAUACGCUGCCCGCCGGCCCCGUUCGAUUGCAGCAAACGGUUUACCAUCAAGUUCAGCCAACGUUCAUUGCUGACGGUGGACAGGGAGGGGUCACAGGCAAUCUCAACUACGUGCAGGGCUACGUACAAAUACCGGCCGCUGAAAAUCGCGUGUACCGACGGAAUACGGACCGUAGUACGGAGGUGCUUCCGAAUGAGCAUGGUCAGCGAUCGCCGGAUCACGAUUUGUCGAAAAAGAGUCAAACGAAACGACACGAUCAGCACCAGAAAGCGUGA
Molecule: messenger RNA, 1613 nt
Organism: Anopheles aquasalis
Lineage: Eukaryota; Metazoa; Arthropoda; Insecta; Diptera; Culicidae
Cellular component (GO): extracellular matrix
Source: RefSeq, a predicted model, not a curated record